Symbiodinium sp. CCMP2592 is the source of this 4713-nucleotide messenger RNA. NCBI's taxonomy places the organism in Eukaryota, Dinophyceae, Suessiales, Symbiodiniaceae. The record is from the annotation of a GenBank genome assembly.
AUGAUGGAGGACCCGGAGCGCUACGCAAAGGUCCCCUAUCCAGGUUCCGCGUCGUCCCGAUCCUGGGAAGAGGUGUCGGCAAUGAGCCAGGUGGACAAGGACCAGCGGCCCCUGACCCCAUCCAGUUCCGCAGCUCUGAACCCGCCGAAGGCACCACCCACGAAGCGCGGCGCGGAGAAGAACACCACCAAGGAACGGAUGCAUGUGGACCCGCCGGAGCAGGUCUUGGAGGAGAUCAGGGCGCUCGAACAGCGCCUUGCGGUGUUGAAGGACCAAGAGCGGACCGAGGACGAGAUCGACGAGGAGACCCAGGACCCCGUGUUCACCUACCACGAGGAUGAUGAGGACAAUGAAGGGGUGUGGGAAGAGCUCGUGGGCGAGAACCAGGACUCCUGUGUGUUGCUGUCCGAGAACAUCGAGAACAUCCUUGCGGAGGCCAUCCAGAAGGAGGACUACUCGGCGGCAACCCUCACCGCCGUCCUGGAGACCACCUUCGGCAAGAAUGGCGAAGAUUUUCCCAAUAGGGGAGCUCGGGCCAGGAAAAGGGCUAUGGGGGAGAAUGACACCGGCGGUUGCAGGAUCUCACUCGGCUACUACACCUACGGGAACAUGCGAGGGAUCUGUGCCAAUACCUCGAAGUACGCGUCUCUUUGCAUCUACCUCAAGAACUACUUCCUCGCGAAACAACCUGAUGCCAAAUGGUCCUCGCUCUCGAUCGCGCUGAACUGUCAGCCUCGGGUCCAUGCCGACUUCAACAACCUGAAGGGGACCCUGAACUACAUCACCUGCGCCGGCGACUUCACCGGUGGAGGAGGACUGUGGCAAGAGAACGGCCAUGCAAAGGGAGACGAUGUUGUGCUGGACCCCAAGGACCGCGAGAUCAAAGGGAAGGUGCUUCCGACUCUCGGAAACGUGGUGUCCUUUGUGCCGGAGCGCUCUCACUCGGCCCAGGCGUGGACGGCUGGGAACAGGUGGUCGGUGACAGCUUUCUCCACCAGAGGCUUUGCCGGGAGCACACAAGGUGAACGCCGACAACUUCGACUUUGGGGAUUCCCUCUACAUGAUCUACGACACCUUUCCCGUGACCGCAAGCAGAUCGUCGACCGCCGCAUUCCGCAGAAAGCCACACCACCCACUGCUGACGAGGAUGCCGGAAACCCGACUACAAUCACUUUUUCCUCAAGAGUGACCUCGCGGCCCAAGAAGAGCAUGAGGAAGAGUCUCUGGAGGAACGCUUCUCGUGCCAGUGCCUUCCUCACAUGGUCUUUGUCUUCUUUGUCACUGGCUCUCGCAGCUUCCCCUCCGAAACAGGACUCGCUGCCCUCUACGCCGACUAUAGCCUUGCUCGAGAUCGGUGGGAUCGAGCAGACCCUUCAGGCAACAAAUGAUUUCGGGUGUUAUGCGGCUGAACCCGUCUCCUGGGAAGACAUCCCACAAGACGACUCGGGAGAUUACUUGAUCAACUUGCUCGACCAGUCGCGGCCGUGCAUGUUGUGGAUAAACCCGACCGCACCGAACGAGAUGCUUGACGAGGCCAAGUUCUUCGAGGUCGUGGAUGUAUGUGGACGAUGGCAAGUGCAGCAGUAUGGUUCAGUUGUAAUUCCUACCGAACCCCUACCAGAGCCAUCACAACAGAGAGUUCUACGUCAACUUGCUACUUUCGGGUCGGUCACCACUGUCCUCCUCGACAACAAGCAGUGUUUCAAGGCCACAGCCUCCGAGACCAUCUCCAACCACAUGGCAGAGGGAGAUGUUCGAGGGGAUCAAGAUGGACAGCCUCUUCGUGAAGGGGCCGCUGGGAUUACCUUCGACAAAAAGGUUCCCAAGGACAUUGCAGCGGCCCUCCGUCGUCUACACCAGAAUCUCGGACACCCCGCCCGUGAAGACCUGGUCCGCCAUCUUCAUCUCGCCGGAGCCGACAAGGACGUGAUCAAGGCGGCCAAGAGUCUCAGCUGCUCUACUUGUGCGAGGACGAAAGGGCCUAAGAGUGCCCGUCCGGCAGCGGAGCCGAAGCUAUUGGAGUUUGGAGAUGUUGUUGGAGUCGACAUGAUGUAUGAUUACGACAUCGAUGGCAAGAAGAUCAAGCUGUUUUCCAUCGUGGACCACGCCUCCUCCUAUCAGGUGGUGAUACAAGUUCCCCGACAGACCGGGAGUGUCUUGGAGAAGGCGCUCGUUAAGCACUGGAUCCAGGUGUUUGGAGCUCCAAAGGUGAUCACACUUGACCUGGAGAGAGGAAUCCAGGACGCUUUCGGUCGCCUUGCCGAUUGGUUCCACAUCGACCUUCGCACCAGCGCCGGACAGGCCCACUGGCAGUCUGGGUUUACCGAAAGACACGGGAAGUGGUGGAAAGAGAUCUUCGCGAGGGUCGUUCAGGAUCAGACCGUGCGCGGAGAGGAAGUUGAGGAAGCCAUCGCGGCAACUUCCUCGGCGAAGAAUGAGCUACGACGCCGUUGUGGUUGGGCGCCCUGCCAAAUCGUCUUCGGGAAGAACCCCCGCGGUGACGACGACCUACGAUUCGAAGCUGAGGAAGGCGGUGGGGAACUACUCAGGACCCCAGACUCAGCACAGCAGCGCCGUGAGAUGAUCCGCAACGCCGCCAAGCUCUCCUUCUUCAAGUCCCGCACCGAGGACAAGAUCCGGAGAGGGAUGUCCCAGAGGGCCCGAGUGAAGCCCAGGGAUCUCGACAACGGAGCCAUGGUUCUUUUCUGGAGGAAGCCCGCGAACAAGAAGACCGGUCUUUGGAAGGGGCCCGGAACCAUUAUCGGGCGCCAAGAUAACAACUACUGGGUGUCACAUAGCGGACGGUGUUACCUAUGCGCCCCAGAACACCUUCGCAAAGCCCUGCCAGAGGAACUUGGUGGGAUGUUCGCGCUCCGCGCGACAAAGGACGAUCUACUACGUUUGGUGGAAAGGAACUAUGACGACUCGGCGGUGUUCCCAGGCGAGGACGACGGCGAGAUCGGGGACAAGGACCUUUUCGACGCGGUCAUGGAUCUCUCCGAACCCGAGGGUGGCGAAGAUGAGGUCGAAACGGGUGACAUGGAGCUCGAUAAUGGCGAUCUACUUGAAGAAGGACCACCCGGACUUCCUCGUGAUGACCUCCCCCGCGCCGUCCGCAGGAGAUUUUCCACGAAAAGACCGGAGCCCUACGACGCGACCAAGGAAAAGGAAGUGGUCAAUGAGGCCCACAUGUUGAAGAGGGCGACUACCAAACGUGGCAGAGACAAACAACUCGAGAAGGAGAUCCCGUGGAGCAUGAUACCGGAGUCCAAGAGACAGCUCUUCAUCGAUGCAGAGCACAAGCAAUGGGAAGAACAUCUUCGACUAGGAGCUCUUCGCCCCUUGGACCUUGCAGAGAGCGCCGAGAAGAUCAAGUCGGGGCGGGUGCUUUCUUCGAGGUUUGCAUACCAUGACAAGAACUUGGCUCGACGACGGACUGACCCGACAGUCGAAUGGAAGGCCAAGUCAAGGCUUGUGGUGUCCGGACAUACCGACCCGGACAUUGUCUCAGGUGCUCUUCGGACUGACUCGCCCACGGUGUCACGCACGGCGGUCAUGACACUUCUUCAGUUGGCCGCUUCCCGACUGGAUGCCGACUGGGGCGUUGCAGCUGGUGAUGUGACUGCAGCUUUUCUCAACGGCGAGAAGUUGGACCGCGAACUUUAUCUACGACAACCAAAGCACGGUCUUCCAGGACUCCACCCAGAUCAACUCAUAAAGAUCGAGAAGGGGGUUUUCGGGUUAAUCGAUAGCCCUAGGAAAUGGUGGAAGAAGUUCAAGAAGGAUAUCCAAGAACUGACGAUCGACCUCCCGGACAACAAGAAGGGCAAGUUCUUCGCAUCCCCUUUGGAUCCAUGUGUGUUCCAACUGAUUGAGUUGGAUGCUGACGGCAAGCGCGGAACCGGACCACCACUGUGCUACGCAGCGGUCCAUGUUGAUGACAUACUCCUGGCUGGACCUCGAGCUCUUCGCACUUCGGUCCAAGAACAACUCUCCAAAUGUUUUCCGGUGGACGAAUGGGAAGAGGACGUCUUCGACUUUAUCGGUUCCCAUAUCGAGACCCGACAUGAUGGCAUCUUCAUAUCUCAGUCCUCCUAUGCCACCAACCGCCUUUUCGAGAUCUACGUCGACCCCAAGGCACCAGGAGAUGCACUUGCUGACGCCGAACAGGUUGCAGACAACCGCUCUUUGGUUGGUGCCCUUUCAUGGUUGGCAUCACAAUCAAGGCCAGAUUUGGCCUGUGGAGUGUCCAUGUGUCAACAACUACAGGCCCGACCGACGAUCGAGGACAUCCGUUUUACUAACACGAUGGCGAAGCGGGCACUGCUACACAAGGAAGAAGGCAUCCUCCUGGCGAAGAUCCCUCUCAACGAGAUGGUCGUGACGGUGUUCCAUGAUGCGGGAUGGAGCAAUGCGCCGGACUCCAACGCGGACCCCAUCUACUUCCUCUACGAGGAGGACGAGAAGAACGGCAUGAUCACCGAAGGACCCUGGGUGAACAAGGCCCGCAAGACGAAGAAGAAGAACUCGAGCGUGGCAUCGCAGCUUGGGACCCUGGUGAUGCUAUGUGGCAAGGAUGGGGUCACUUCUUCAGGUUCUCCGGCUAGUAUCUUGGAAUGGCGUUUUCCCAUGCUUGUGAUCGGGUCUGCCGGUCUACUUUUGGAGCAGAAACCAUGGGCUGCAUUGAGGGGUUCGAGCUUGGACAGUAUGUGA